CCGAACUGACGACUGAGCGUGUCGUGCCGGUCGCGGCCGAUAGUGUGUGCUUCGUAGCGGCCGCAGUAACAGCAUUGACAGUAGCCUGUAACGUUGGCGGCGGCGGCGGCGGCGGCGGCAUCGAAGCCGCAGAACAACAAGACACGGCGACGAGGACAACGACGAACAGACAAAGGACGGCCGGAGCAUAUUCUCGUGGCGGUAGUGUGCUGUCAGCCAAGAGCCGCGUAGCAGCAGCAGCAGCAGCAGCCCAGAGGCGGACCUAUAGAGGGGUCGGUCGGUCGUUGUCUGUUGCCACUGGACGCAGGAACGGCGGUCAUAGAGCCAAGAAGCAGUCGAACACAGACAGACGGAUUGCGACAGCGAUAGACACAUAGCAGAGGACAAGCGGCCAACAGCAUUUGCAUCCGCUUCCCACUUAUACCGGUUGACAGGCCGGCAAAUCGGCGGACAGCGGCAGGCAUAGGUUCAGGCCCAGGCGCACGCAGCACACACCAGUGGCAUCCCGUCGUGCCUAGCCGCAAGUGCCGCGUUGCUUCUAUUUCUGCUCAAGUGAGGCACUGUAUCGACCUGUCUGUGAGUAUGUCUUUGUGAGUGGUGCAUGUGCAGCCAAGGCGGUGGCAGCGGCCACAGAGAGUGAAAUUGGGCUGGUGACCAAAUCGAGUGGUCGAACAGAUUCGAGCAGAGCAAAGUGGAGUGGAGCCUGCAUCCUCGGUGACAGUCGCUUUCAUCGUCAGUGCCGCGGAGACCACAACAACUUCUUGUUCAACGUAUUCUAACAGUAUUGGCAGCAGUAAUCGUUUUACGUGCGGAACCGCCGUCGUGCAUUAGUGCCUCUACCGCUGCUCUGACUAAAAUCACCAGACUCGUAUUAAUCGAAGCUGGUCGACGUCUUUCAUUCGCUCGCUAGUUCUCUCUCUCUCUCUCUCUCUCUCUCUCUCUCUCUCGCUCUCUUCCGCAGAAAAAAGAAGUCUUCGAUCCGUUCUAUUCUGUGCCGUUGCGAGUAAGCGGCGUUCAUACGUCAGAGUGACGGACGGACCUCAUCGCGUUCGGCCUGUUGCUGCUGGCUGGACGCAAAUCAAACAAAAGUAUCUAACAGCAAUACAAGUGCCGUAGUGCUCCGGAGCCAGCGUAGUCCGGAGCGUCUGGAAACAGAAGGCGAAAAGUUCUCUCAAUUGUCGUCCAUUAACGGAUUGUUGUUUACGUACGAAGAUCUUCGAACCAGUCGUGAAGUCAGAGGAAAUCUGUUACAAGUACACUAAUUUUUAGUGGUUUUGGUGACACGAAACGACACCACAGGAUCAAAAGCGAGGCCCUACUACGGACAAAGUCGACGGUGCCGCCGACAUCGGCGUUGUCGUCACCCGCAGCCGUCAUCCUGGCCGCUUUCGAAACGUCAUUCUAUAACGUUUGUUGUGUCAGCAACAUCCGACCAAGUAGACGUUGCUAACCACUUUAGCCUGCUGUGGAUUCUGUUGUGUUGGAAAAAAAACGAAGACACCGGCAGAGGCAACGCCGACAGCAGCAUCAGGAUCGAUGUAUGUGUAAGUGCUACCGUCAUCCCUCUUCUGUAGUUUCCUAUCACGUGUACGGCAGGGACCCUAUCAACGACUGACUGGCGGCCACGAAACGAUUGCAGUUUCAGGCUGCAGGGAAAAGAAACAAAGUUGAACCCGACUUCUCCCCGUCUACAGAAAGAAACAGGUCUCUGCAGUGCAGGCAGACAAGUAUCAACCUUUACUAUUAAAAGUGAUAGUGCCCCUUUAAAAAGAAAGGCGCGAACGUUGCUUGUUUAAUUGCUUUUGAGAGACAGAGAUCGGCACUAUAUGCGAGCUCUGUUUAACCAAUCCCUCGAAAAAAACAAAAGAAAAGCUACCCCCUUCGCCAAGACUAACUUCAGUGAAUUCACAGUGCGUGUUCGCCAAGUCAUUAGUCAUCGGGCAGAAUCUAUAGUGAUACAUAUCUGAUCAUGUUCUCUUUUAUUUGGUGGAAAACGCAGCAAAAGUAGGAAUAGCGGGAAUAUAUAUUAAGUCGUCAGAGAACAUCUUUUUGCAAACGAGGCUGUUGUCGCCGGUGGAAACAAACCGGUUCGAACAAAUCUGGUGUCAAGUAUACCCCCGUCACCCUCCUCGCAGCCACCUUUGAGAGUGCACUUGAACGAAAUCGUAGAAGUCGCGUUGGUUUCAUCAGCAAUAGCGACGACGGCGGUGGCGGCGGCGGCGGCGGCGGCGGCACAAGAAGCGAUUCACAUAAAAAAAAAAAACAUCUGAUGCUUACUGUAUCCUAGCUACACGCUGUCUCGGGUCGAGUUGAGAGCUGAGAGCGCGGCGGCAGGGAUACGGCAACCAGACAGACAGACAAGCGGGAAGGCUGAAAUAGUACCACUAGUUCUUCAGCUACUGGUGACAAAGUCAGAGAUCCCGUUGUUUUUAUUAGUGUGUUUGUUCGAGUGGCUUUGUGCUUUGUUUUCGGUGGUGAUCAAUAUUAUUAUUGUUUGUGCUUCCUCACGUUCUUGGGUUGUCGUUGUUGUUAUUGUGAUAGAAGUUCUUGGUGGGAGUCUGGUUUUCGAAGUUGUUAUUGUUUUUAUCGUCGACGAAGGAGGCUGUCAAAGCCGAAGGCAGCCAGGCCAGUGAUGGCCAGCUAAAUGCUGUUGGCCCUCGAGGAUCUGGUGGUUUGGCCACACAUGUUGUUCGCGCAUUAGUCCUUCGGAACGGAGUGACCGAGAUUGUUCGGUGUGCAUGGGCCCCGGCCUAACCAUGGAUUACAACAUCAGCCGCUGCGCGCGGCAUCUCUGGCUUGCGGCUUUCGUGCUGCUAUUAGCCCAUACCCCAUUGACGCCCUCAGUGGAAAUUGAGGAGCCCAAGAUGGGUCGAUCGAACGGAUGCGCAGCGGACCACUUUCGCUGUACCGAUGGCAAAUGUAUACCGCAGAGAUGGGUGUGCGAUCAUCAGCAGGACUGUGACGACGGGAUUGAUGAGCACCAGGGCUGUCCGCCACCGAAAUGCGGAACUGACCAAUUUGCUUGUAGUACAUAUAAGUUCAACAGUUCUUACUGCCUGCCGAAAAAUUACGCAUGCGAUAGGAUAGUCGACUGCAUGGAUGGCUCAGAUGAACGGGACUGCGAUUAUAGGGAAUGUCUUCCUGAAGACCAUCGCUGUGGGACCGGACCUCAUGUUGUGUGUAUAUCUGGCAAGGAAAAGUGUGACGGGUACAUCGACUGUCGAGACGAAAGCGACGAGGACGGAUGCGCCACCAAUUCAACCAAAUGCCCGCUAACGUUAUUCCGUUGCGAUGACGGCACAAAGUGCAUUGGGCGAAUACUCCUCUGUGAUCACCACAACGACUGCUUGGAUGGCUCGGACGAACGAAACUGCACAUAUCCGGCAUGUGCGCCAGGCCAAUUCCGCUGCGCAAAUCACCAAUGUAUGCCCGAACGAUGGCGUUGUGAUGGUCAUAACGAUUGUAAAGAUAAAAGCGACGAACUUAAUUGCACGGAGAAUUUGGACGCUUUGGAAAUUACCUGGCAGGAUGAUGAGGUCCUACAGAGGUCUCGAAGGGAUGUCACUAACAUACCUACCCAUAUUACCAUCCCAUCGGGUCGAGCUACGCCGCGACCCUGGUGGUAUAGGCGCAACAAUCACAGGAACAGGCAAUGGAAAGGUCAACAGACGUGUCCGGAAAAUAAGUGGCUGUGUCCUGAAGAGAAGAAAUGCAUAGACAGAUCAAAGAUCUGCGACCGGGUUAAGGACUGUCAGGACGAAGCUGAUGAGAAGCAGAACUGCACGUCAAUGCUAUGCCAGAGCUUAUCGUGUGCCCAGGGAUGUCGAGCUUCGUUACAUGGAGGCGAAUGCUUCUGUCUACAGGGUCUCAAAAUCAACCCAGCUGAUAACCGAUCAUGUAUUGACCUAAACGAGUGCGAAGAAUGGGGUUAUUGCGAUCAACUAUGCACGAAUUUUCACCAAGGUUUCAACUGUUCGUGCAAGGCUGGUUAUGAGCUUCAAGAUAAGGUCACAUGUAAGGCCGUGGACUCUCUAACGAUGCGCCUGAUCUUCGCUAGACAAGCUGUUAUUUAUGAGCUCAAUCCUAUCGAUAAGUCGCUCCAAGAGCUAAGCAUGACCGCCGGCCAAGUUGGUGGACUCGAUUUUCAUUACGGACGUCGCGAAAUCUUUUGGACGAUGCUGGAGAAUCGAACUAUCCAUUCGCUUCGGUUGGGCGAUGACGAAGGUGACAAGAAACAGGAGCGCUCUCCUGUGCUUGUACCUUUCGCGUGGAAUCCAGUGGCCAUUGCGGUUGAUUGGGUUUCUAACAAGCUCUACGUGGCUGAUAAUCUCGGCCAGAAAAUCGAUGUCAUGCAAUUCGAUGGACUCAAUCACGCGAUUGUACUUUCAAGAAAUCUCACGAACCUUCAGGAUAUCGCUGUUGACCCGUCGGCCGGAUACAUGUUCUUCAGUGACGGCGACCAUCUCGAGCGAGCCGAUCUGGAUGGCUUCAACCGUCGGAUCAUUGUUACGUCUUUGUUUCGUGUCAACGGUCUCACACUAGAUAGGAUCAAAAAACUGGUCAUUUGGUGCGACUCUCAGCUCGACGAGAUCGUCGCUGUUGAUUACGACGGCAAUAGGAAGCAUACGAUUCUUCGUGGCUCAACCAAGGUGCCAUCGGCGAAUAAGAUGACGCUUUUCGAAAAUAAGAUUUAUUGGACCGAUGCUACUAAGCAGGGCAUUCUUUCAACUCAUCUUUUCCGAAAUAAUGACACCACCGAAAUUAUGUAUCAGGAUCGAUUUAUUAUCAAAGAGCCGGGGGUGAUUAAAGCUUACCAUAAGGUAAUGCAGCCCAUGGUUGACAAUCCGUGCAAGUUCAACAAAGGAGGCUGUCAGCAUAUGUGUAUUGUCGUACGAGGAACUGGCGCCGGUAACUACUCUCUCGGCUAUAAGUGCGUCUGUAACACCGGCUAUGAGUUGACUAACGACGGGCGUAACUGCAAAAAGGUCGACACAUUUCUUCUCUAUUCGCAGCAAAAAUCCGUUCGUGGAACACUGAUGGAUCUCCGAAGUGAUGCUUUCUCCGACGCUAUGAUUCCGAUUGCGAGCAAAUCAGCUCGCUUUGUCGGAAUCGACUUCGAUGCCCACGAGGAGUUCAUCUACACAUCAGAUGUCAUUCUGGACGUGAUCGCCAGGGUGAAACCAGAUGGGACCAGCAAGGAAAACGUGUUAGCCGCACAGCACGAAGGUGUUGAAGGAAUCGCCCUUGAUUGGGUGACCAAGAACCUCUACUUUGUGGAUUCUCGCAAAGGUACCCUGGCAGUGAUAAAUACAAGGGAUACACAGCAACGAAAAGUUCUUAUGCGAGAUUUGCGAAGACCGCGAGCUAUUGUCGUUCAUCCCAAUAAGGGCUACAUCUUCUACUCAGUGUGGGAUCGACCAGCAAACAUUUCACGGGCCUAUCUCGAUGGGACGAACCAGCAGGUUGUCCGAGGAACUUCGCUAGGCUGGCCUAACGGGUUAGCCAUUGAUUUCGAGAACGACCGUCUCUAUUGGUGUGACGCGCUUCUAGAUCAUAUCCAGCACUCAAAUCUAGAUGGUUCCGAUGUUCAGACAGUGAAUACCACCAUGUUGCAGUUAAAGCAUACCUUCUCGAUUACCAUUUUCAAAGAGUGGAUGUACGUGACUGACUGGCGUAUUGAGGCUAUCGCUAAGGUGCACAAAACUACUGGGGUGACGGGUAAAGUCCUUCCACUUCCAGAGGAUGGAGCGCGUCUCUUUUGUAUCAAGGUUUAUUCGAAGGAGAAUCAGUAUAUCGAACCCCAACAUCCGUGUCUCACUAAUAAUGGCGGGUGUGAAAAAUUCUGCUUUGGCGUAAUAUCAGCUAGUGGAGGACUUCAAGCCACUUGCGGAUGUCCCACUGGCCAGGUUCUUGAUGACGACCAGAAAAAAUGCAAAGGAGACCCUAAAGCUGAGCCCAGCCCGAAAGCAUGCCCGAACUCGUGGGAUUUCACCUGCGACAACCAACGAUGUAUCCCCAAGAACUGGGUUUGCGAUGGAGAUGACGAUUGCCUUGAUGGAUCUGACGAACAUCAGAACUGCAAGCGGAAUACCUGCAGUGCCCGGGAAUUCCAGUGCAACUCAGGCCGCUGCGUCGCGCUGUCGUUCAAAUGCGACGGCGAUAACGACUGUGGUGACGGCUCAGAUGAGCAGGGAUGCGCCAAUGCGACAUGUAACUCAAACGAAUUCGCUUGCGAAAACGGUCGCUGCGUGCCUCAGAGCUGGAAGUGCGAUUCGGAGAACGAUUGCGGAGACGGAUCAGAUGAAGGAGAGUUCUGCACGGACAAAACCUGUUCGACUACUCAAUUUGCUUGCCAGUCUGGUACUUGCAUCCCAAAGAACUGGGUGUGUGACGGAGACGCUGACUGUGUAGAUAAGGACGACGAGAAAAGCUGUCCGCCGGCCGUCUGUACCGUGAGUCAGUUUGCGUGCGAAAACAAACGCCAGUGUAUACAUGAUAGUUACAGGUGUGAUGGAAUAGGUGACUGUUCGGAUAAUUCAGAUGAGAAGAAUUGUCCGUCACGUUCGCCGAACGAAUGUGACGAAAAAUCAUUUCAGUGCAAGUCACCCAGAAUCUGUAUUCCACUUGGUUGGAGAUGCGAUGGUCAUAAGGACUGUGAUGAUGGCAGUGACGAACCCGACACGUGUCCGCGAGGUGUCUGCCCGCAGAAUCAUUUCAAAUGCGAUAACGGACGAUGCAUCUACAAGUCGUGGGUGUGCGAUGGCAAUAACGAUUGCGGUGAUGGCUCGGAUGAGCACGAGAGGCACGCCUGUGUACAGAAGCCUCUGAUCUGCCCCUACUAUCAGUGGGCAUGCCCUAACGUAACUGACCGAUGCAUCAAUGUUACACUGGUCUGUGACGGUAAGCCUGAUUGCCCCGAUGGUUUGGAUGAGGGUCCAGGUUGUCUGAACGGCAUGUGCUCCCCGGAAAAAGUUGGAUGCACUCAUAACUGUACCAUGACUCCGGCAGGCCCGGAGUGUACAUGCCCGAAAGGUGAACGGCUAAAUGAUACAACAACGUGUGUCGACCUCGACGAGUGCACGGACAUUGUUGGAGCCUGCUCGCAGCACUGCUUCAACAACAAGGGAUCGUACACAUGUAAAUGCGAUGAGGGUUACAUACAGGACCCGGGUGACCAGCAUAGGUGUAAAGCACAGGAUAGAAGUCAGGCGUACCUCGUCAUCUCUAAUCGAAGAUCGAUUUUGGUGGGCAGUCUCGACACGUCCAGCUUAGAACGGGUGCCUGUUAAAGUCGAUAAUGUUGUCGCUACCGCGUCGUACAUGAGGAAUAACACGAUAUUUUGGUUCGAUAUGAAUGCCAAAAAGAUCUUUAAACUGAUGAAAGGUGGCGAGCCGUUAACGGUCAUAUCCAGUGGGCUCGAUCUUAUCGAGGGUCUUUCUGUGGACUGGGUUGCGAACAACCUAUACUGGGUAGAUUCGAAAUUGAAGACGAUCGAAGUGUCUAAUCUGGAAGGAAAGAACCAUAUAGUUUUGAUUAACAAUAACAUUAGCCAACCUCGAGGGCUGUCGAUAGAUCCUCGUCAGGGUGCACGCAUUAUGUUCUUCUCGGAUUGGGGAGAGAAUCCAAGGAUUGAAAGUGUUGGCCUUGAUGGAUCCAUGCGUCGUACGAUCAUUGACACUCGCAUCUUCUGGCCAAACGGGCUAACGCUAGAUUUACCCAAUAGGAGGGUUUACUUUGCUGACUCAAAACUCGACUACAUUGACUUUUGCAACUACGAUGGCACCGGAAGACAACAGAUUCUUGCGCAUAAUCACUAUUUGUUACAUCCGCAUAGUUUAACGGUGUUCGAGGACACAUUGUACUGGACUGAUCGCCAACUUAAUAGGGUGCUGUCAUGCGACAAAUUCCGCGGCAAGAAUCAGACCGUCGUAAGUCAUUUAGUAAGCCAGCCACUUGGCAUUCACGUAAAUCAUCCAAUUUUACAACCAACAUCUAGUAAUCCAUGUGCUAAUGCGCCAUGCACACAUCUGUGUCUGCUGUCGCCGUCCGCGAGUAAGGCAUACGCCUGUAAAUGUCCUCCAGGUUAUACAUUGGACAGAAGCUCGACGAACGGUGUAUGUAUACCAGUAGACAAGCCGUUCUUGAUGGUGCUGCGUGGUAGUCAACUUGUCGAUAUGACUCUAGAGGCAGGCAAGUCGAAUGCUGGUCAAAUGUCGCCGAUUAUUGGCUUGGAUCGGGCGAGAGACUUCGAUUUCGACCAGCAAGAGGACAAUGUUUACAUUGUAAAAGCACUUGAUGAUGAUAAAGAGAAUGGAACCCUAUCCAAGAUCAAUCUGAGGGCAUCCAAUGUGACCAAAUUCCUUCCGGACGGUUUUGUCGGUGCGCCUUACACUGUGGCCGUUGACUGGAUUGGCCGUAACCUGUACGUGGGCAAUCGAAAAGCGUCAAACAUUGAAAUUGUCUCGCUCGGAGCGAACAGCUAUCGGCGCGUCAUCAUUUCCAACGACGGCAACAAUACAGGUGUUGGAAAACCACAGGCGAUUGCCCUUGACCCUAUUGUUGGCAAGCUGUUCUGGUUAGAUAGCGGAAGCAUUGGUGUAUCUACAAAGAUUGGUUAUGCUACAAUGGACGGCGAAGUACGUGGUAUCGUUUUAGACAGCAACUUACGCAACAUCGAGUCACUUACAAUAGAUCCGACGACACAGCGUAUCUAUUUCUCACAGAGCUUUCCCGGUAUUAUUGAAAGUGUUAGCUAUACGGGGACAGAUCGGCGGACAGUGUUUAACAACGCGCUCCGCAUUGAUAAACCACAAUCGAUCGGAUUUUACCAUCAGCGAAUAUAUUUUCUUGAUUCGGCCCACGAGAAAGUGUCAUUUAUUGACCUUCAGAAUGGCAACACCGAGACGGUGAUCGAAGACAAUCUCAGCGGGUUACAAUCGCUCAAAGUCUACGGUAAACGCGCUGAAGUCCCUGACCAUCCUUGUCUGAUUCGAAAUGGAGGUUGCUUUCAUAUCUGUGUACCUUUUAACGGCACAGCUCGCAAAUGCCUUUGCGGUGUUGGCUUCAAGCUUCGGGGUGAUACGCUGUGCAUUCCGUACAACGAGUUCCUCGUCUACUCCGAACUGGAGAAGGCAAGUGCUGUCGAUAUCGAAGGCUCGAAUGAAGCAAUGCCACCAAUCGCGGGUCCAGGCCACAACAUAUUGCACCUCGAUAUGCUGUACGAAGACAAACGCAUCUAUUGGAUCGAGUUCAAUCAAGGACCCCGUAACGGUAUCUUUGCGAUCCGACAAAAUGGAACAGACCAACAACAUAUAAUUAAGGACGGUAUCGGAAGCAACGGAAUUCGAGGGCUAGCAGUUGAUUGGGUCAACCGCAUGUUGUACUUUACGAACGUGUUUCCUCACGAGAACUUUAUCGAAGUGUCACAGCUGAACGGCGAAAAUCGUAUGGUGUUGCUAAAGACAACAACGGAUUCCCCGCGUGAACUCGCUGUUGAUCCAAUUAAACGCUAUCUUUACUGGACUGACUCUGGGCAGUAUCCAAAGAUCGAGCGCGCCUUUAUGGACUGCACAAAUCGCACGUCGCUUGUCGUUACCGGAAUUGCCGCUCCCCGAGACCUGACUGUCGAUAUCGCGACUAACGACAUCUACUGGGUGGACUCGAAAAUCGACGCGCUACAAGCUUGUGCCUUUGAUGGCAGUAAUCGCCGUACAAUUGUUAACGGACUACCCAAUCCUAUGGGGGUGGCCAUUUACGGCGACGACGUGUUUUGGGCUGAUCGCAAUUUGCGUACAAUCUUUAAAAUUAACAAGAAUCGCAAAAACGACAUACCUAAAAAGGUCAAGUUGGAUCUAAACAUGCUGCGUGACGUGAUGGUCUAUUACGACAAUAACCAAUAUCACUCUAACUCGCCAUGUGCGGGGGCUGGGUGUGCGCAGCUCUGCUUUCCGUUACCGACGCAAAUCAAUGGAAAGGACUUCCGCUGCGCAUGCGCAUCAGGCCAACUCGAUGAAUCCGGCCUAGGCUGCUCCACCGUCAAGACUUACCUCGUCUUCUCCACGCGAAAAGAGAUACGCUCAAUGUUCCUAGAUCCACAGCGAACAUCGCUGCCAUUCCAGCCAAAAGGCAACUUGACCAACCUUGUUGGCAUGGACUUCGACUACGCCAAUCAUCGAAUGUACUUUACGAAGAUUCGCCCUGAUGGGGCCAUUUUCUGGAUGGAUCCGGAAAAUCCUGACCAAAAAGUAAAUGUCGUUCUAAACAAAACCGUCAACCCUGAGGGUAUCGCUUUCGAUUGGACACAUAAAAAGAUCUACUUCGCUGACUCAGCAAAUCGCAGCAUCUACGCAAUGAACACUGACGGAACGAAUAUUGUCAUGAUAGCUAACGUCGAACGACCUCGAGCUAUCGUCCUUGAUCCAUGCGAUGGGUAUAUGUACUACACGGACUGGGGUCGUUAUGGUCACACCGGCAAAAUCUUCCGUGCCACGAUGGCAGGCAACAACAAAACCGCCAUUGUCUCAUCGAAUCUAACACAGCCGAGUGGGCUAGCGAUCGACUACGAUGACCGAAAAUUGUACUGGACUGACGCGCUACGCGAGAAAAUUGAACGAGCCAACCUCGACGGCACCGAUAGAGAAGAACUGAUCUCCGCGACAAUCUACCCGUUCGCCAUAACCGUUCACGGCCCAUACAUUUAUUGGACUGACCUUCAGCUUCGGGGUGUUUACCGAGCAGAGAAACAUACCGGAGCAGGAAUGCAAGAAAUAGCUAAACGUCUCGAAGAAUCCCCGCGUGACAUUCACGUGUACGCGCCGGAACGACAGAAGUGCAACAAGACCGUGUGUGAGCUGAACAACGGCGGUUGCGCCCAGUCCUGCCACCCUGGACCGAACGGGCCUGAGUGUCUUUGCGAGAGCAAUAUGAAAAUCGCCAACCAAGGUAAAAUGUGCGUUCCUGAGAACGUUACGUGUGACCCAUCGAAGUUUGCCUGUGCCAAUGGAAAAUGCAUUGAUCGACGGUAUACCUGCGAUUCAGACGACGACUGUGGCGAUCGUUCAGACGAGAAUCCUAAAUAUUGCGCGGUGCGUACGUGCUCCCCGACGGAAUUCCGUUGCGCUAAUGAACGCUGUCUCCAGCUCCGAUGGAGGUGCGAUCACGAAAACGAUUGUGGAGAUAACAGUGACGAAGUUGAUUGCAAAUAUCCCGAAUGUUCCGGGGAUGAGUUCACCUGUGCGAACUUCAAAUGUAUUCCCAAUAAUCAGGUGUGUGACGGCCGGGACGAUUGUAAAGAUGGCAAUGCUACAGAUGAAUCGCAUUCGCAUUGUCCAAACAAUCGCACCUGUCCUGGCCAACAGGUCAAAUGCGCAACAACAAACAUCUGUGCUGAACCCUUUUGGCUCUGUGAUGGAGAUGACGACUGCGGAGACAACUCUGACGAGAUAUCGACACUCUGCUCGCAAAGAAGUUGUCCUGCCAACAGUUUUCGCUGCACUAACCACAGAUGCAUCCCAGCCAACUGGCAUUGCGACGGCGACAACGACUGUGGUGAUGGCGCUGACGAACCGGCUGAGUAUUGCAAGUCUGAAAAACGUACGUGCUUUGGUGAUUUGUUCACGUGCGAUAACGGCAACUGUAUACCUCGAACGUAUCUGUGCGACGGCGACGAUGACUGCCUCGAUCGGUCAGAUGAAGACGCUCGACACCAGUGUAAUUCACGCGAAUGCGAUCCCGAAAAAGAGUUUACCUGCACGAAAAAUAAAAUGUGGAAUCGUCCAACGUGCAUACCGAAACGUUGGGUGUGCGAUGGUGAUCCGGAUUGCGUUGAUGGUGCGGACGAGGACAAAUCACUUAACUGUCCCGUACCGGAGCCGUGUAGCGAAAAUCAAUUCCGCUGCCAGAACAGUCGAUGCAUCAAUAAGGAUUGGUAUUGUGAUCACGACAAUGACUGUGGCGACGGAUCUGACGAGCCGAAAGAAUGCAAGUUCCGAUCGUGUACCUCUGAUGAGUUUACCUGCAGAAACUCAAAAUGUAUUCGCAAAAAUUACGUUUGUGAUGGCGAAGACGAUUGCGGUGAUCGUUCCGAUGAGCUGAAAUGUGCUAACAAUUCGACAUGCGACGAAGACACUCAGUACAAAUGUCGAACAGGUGACCAAUGUAUACCGCUUACGAAGGUCUGCGAUAAAACGCGUGACUGUCGAGAUGGUUCCGAUGAGUCGAUGCGUUGCGGCAUCAACGAAUGUGCCACCCCCGAAAGUAACGGCUGUGAGCAUAUGUGUGUUGAUACACUGCUUGCUUACCGUUGUCAGUGCAAUCCCGGCUAUAAGCUCAUGCCUGACGGUAAACUAUGCACCGACAUAGAUGAAUGUUCCGAGCAAUUGGCGGUAUGCUCUCAGAGCUGUGUUAAUACACCCGGAUCGUUCUUUUGCAAAUGUAACGAUCGCUACUAUGGUCGUGAGCCGGAUGGCCACAAAUGCAAGCGUUUACAGACGAAACCGGAGCCAUGGGUUAUAUUUUCGAAUCGAUAUUACCUGCGCAACGCCUCGAUUGAUGGGACGCAAUACAACCUUGUCAAGAUGGAUCUUCGAAAUGCGGUAGCCAUUGACUUCGACGUCAAAGAGGAGCGAAUUUAUUAUGCCGAUGUUGGUAAUAAAACCAUUCAUCGCAUGUUUGUCAACGGAACAGGCGAAGAGGUCGUGGUAAAGUACGAUGUACACGGCCUGGAAGGUAUGGCCGUUGAUUGGGUUACACGUAAACUGUAUUGGCUGGACAGAACGAGCAAACAACUGUUCGUAUCGCACCUAAACGGCACCUCGAGAAAGGUGUUGCUUCCGCGAGGCAUCUCUGAUCCUCGAGCAGUUGUUGUCCAUCCAGGUAUCGGAUGUUUGUUCUUUACGGACUGGGGUCAUCAUGCGUUCAUCGCUCGACUCGGUAUGGACGGUUCAAACUUCACUCGGCUGGUAACCUAUGCAGACAAGCUCGUUUGGCCUAAUGCACUUACCGUGGACUAUUUCUCCGACAAGAUCUUCUGGGCCGAUGCUCACCUCGACUAUAUCGAGUACGCGGACUUCGAGGGCAAAAAUCGCCACACGGUUCUUUCGGGCCAGAAGGUGCCACACGUGUUCGCACUGUCGAUCUUUGACGACUGGCUCUUUUGGACAGACUGGAACAUGAAAGGCAUCUAUAGAGCGCACAAGUUUACCGGAGAAGGCCUUCAGGUCCUCCGCAACACGUCGCAUCGACCGUACGAUAUUCACGUGUACCAUCCUCUGCGUCAACUGCCGUACAGCAAUCCAUGCGAAAUGAAUAACGGUCAAUGUUCGCAUCUCUGUCUGCUAUCGCCGAAUCCUGCCGGCAUCAAGUUUCCAGCUGAGCACCGUUGCGCCUGUCCCGAAGACUUUGUCUUGAUGCCAAACAAUCGGACGUGCAUCGCAAACUGCACGAUCAGCCAACACCGUUGUAAAGGCCUUGACGAUGAGAAGUGUAUACCGCUGUACUGGAAAUGUGACGGUGAAAAAGACUGUUCAGACGGCACCGACGAGGAUGGCUGCCCGCCGUUCAAAUGCAAAAAGGGUCAGUUUCAAUGUCCCUCAACGACGGAUACCGUAUGUGUGUCACGGAUCAAGGUCUGUGACGGACAAAGAGACUGUCCCGACGGUUAUGACGAGAAUAAUUGUAAACUACCUUGCGGAGAAAACAGCUUCAAGUGUGAGGCCACCGGCAAAUGCGUACCUUCCUCUUGGCAAUGUGAUGGCGAUAACGACUGUUCAGAUGGAUCUGACGAAAAUACAGCCAUCUGCAACCAUGGACAAUGCGACCCCGAAACCCAGUUUAAAUGUGACAACGGCAAAUGUAUUCCGAAACUUUGGUAUUGCGAUUUUGACAACGAUUGUGGCGAUGAUUCGGAUGAACCAGCUCAUCGAUGUCGAAACCAAAAUUGUACCGUUGGCUGGCAGAAAUGUCCAUCUCCCAACAACUAUCGCUGCGUUCCGUCCUGGCUAUUCUGUGACGGAAAAGAUGACUGUCGGGACAAUUCGGAUGAAACGAACCCCGAGGCGUGUCCUCAGUGCCAUCCCACUGGCGACUUCAAAUGUGGCAAUGGCCGUUGUAUACCGCUGCGAUGGCGGUGCGAUUUCGAGGAUGACUGUGGCGACGGUUCCGAUGAAGAGGCAUCCCUCUGCGAAGAUCUCUAUCGGGAUUGUUCUGAAAGCGAAUUUCAAUGCGCUAACAAACGAUGCAUCCCACGUAAGUGGCGGUGUGACCACGACACGGACUGUGACGACGGCUCUGACGAACAAAACUGUGGCGAUCACAAAUGUCGACCCGAUCAAUUCCAGUGUGCGAGUGGCCAUUGUAUCGCUGCCAGCCUCGUUUGUGACGGUAACAAGGACUGUCGGGAUGUUUCAGACGAACGUAAUUGUCCGCCGCGGUAUCCCAACGGAAGACACUGUUCACCUAAUCAGUUCCAGUGCAAUAACACCGUCUGCAUCAAGCCAGAUUAUGUCUGUGAUCGGGAUGACGACUGUGGUGAUUCGUCGGAUGAGACUGAAGCCACCUGUCAACAACACGAGUGCGAUGUGACGAGGAAGUUCCAAUGCACCAAUCGUGCCUGCGUCAUGCUAUGGCAACUUUGUGAUGGCAAAGAUGACUGCGGGGACGGAUCUGAUGAAAAUUCGUUUCAACUCUGCGAUCGACUUCGAGGACCGCUGGUCUGUGCGGCUGGCAAAUUUAAGUGUGCAGGCGGUCGCCACUGCAUAGAGAACAGCAAGGUGUGUGACCAUAAUCUCGAUUGCGAUGACCACUCUGACGAACUUGGAUGUCAGGUGGGUGAAUGCAAUAAGCAGACAAAGGGCGGCUGUGAACAUAACUGCACCUCGUUGAGCGCAAAUUCAAGACACGACUAUCUAUGUACAUGUCCUAGUGGCUACCGCAUAAAUGCUACCAAUACGAAAAUUUGCGAAGAUAUCGAUGAGUGCUCCACUUUUGAUCACUACUGCUCACAGCUCUGUCAUAAUCUCGAGGGCAGCUAUGGCUGUACCUGCAGGAAAGGAUUCGAACGCGUCCACAUGGAGUGUCAUCCGAAGAACGGCGCCCCACCUGUUAUAAUGUAUACGAGUGAACGCUCAAUCCGCUUGGUUAUUCAGUCCGCAGAGUCACAUAAACAGAUCGAUUUGGUGGCUGACCAGGGACGUAUAGAGGGGCUCGACUAUGACCCAGUGGAGAAGUUCGUUUAUUGGGUGGAUCGAUCUGAUAAAUCAGUUAAACGAGCGAUCAUUCCAGAUCUAGAAAGGGAUCCGGAAAAACUUGGCGCGCAAUAUCCGCAGGAUUUGCAGUUAAGUGGCUUGAACAAACCCACGGCCGUGGCAGUUGACUGGGUUGCCCACAACCUUUACCUCAUGGAUCAGGAAUCUUUCGAAAACCGAGCACCCAAAGGACGCUUGAUGGUCGCCACACUUGACGGAAGAUACCGACGAACUCUACACGACCUCGACAUCGAGGCUCCGACGUCAGUGGCACUUGAUCCUGAAAGUGGAGUUCUAUUUUGGACAGAUAUCGGCAUCAAUCCUAAAAUCGAAACAUCGUGGAUGGACGGCAGCCGGCGUCAAACGCUAUUCAAAUCUCGCCUGGCAGCUCCCGCAAGUAUCACGAUCGAUUACCUCGCCGGCGAUAAAAGGAUCUACUGGGCCGAUCAUAAACUUAACACGAUCGAAACCGCCAAACCUGAUGGGUCUAAUCGGGUUGUUGUUAUUAAAAACGAUGUCGCCCAUCCAAUUGGCCUAGAGGUAUUCGGCGAUUCUUUUUAUUGGGUCAACUGGAAGGACAAGGAUCGUGGCGAUAUCUUCCGAAUGAAUAAGUUCGGCCGCGGAGUCCGAGUUCUGGUGCGCGGCGGUCUCGAGUUCGCGAGUGCCCUACGAAUAUAUCAGGACGUCAAAUACAACACAUCGAUUGAGAACAGAUGCGCUUCCGCCGGGUGCAGUCAUACCUGUCUGCUCGUACCUCGGGGCUAUCGCUGCUCAUGUCCAGACGGAAUUUCCAAUAAAAACCUGAACUUACAGAAGUGUGAUGCUGCCUUUGAGCAGCCAAAAGCAGCUCCGUAUAGGUGUCCUUGUCUGAACGGAGGCAUGUGUACGUCGGUCUCUAGGGACAACGCGGUCUGCAAAUGCUCCGAAGACUUUGAGGGAACGCACUGCGAGAACUUCGUCGCUAAAACGCGGUUAAUUGCCACCAAUAACAACAAUAUCGCUGCGAUCAUGACCCCAAUCAUUAUCGUCCUUAUUUUAAUGGUCGGAGGCGCCGCAUUAUUUGUUGCAUUCCGCAAGACGCAAUUUAAAACUGCCAACGGUUACGGGGGUAACCCGAGCGUGUCUUUCGGUGGUGGAGGCGUUGACUUCUCAUCACACUUUAUGCGGUCGGCCAGAAAUGAACCCAAUGGAGAUCCAAUCGACGGAGGUGAAUUCAAUCUCGGCGAUGUCAAACAGCCCACAGAUUUCGCCAACCCAAUGUACGACGCGCUGGGCACGGUGCCAGGUGACGGAAAGCCACUUGUCGAGGAUGUUUCCGGUAUUGCGAUAUCUGGGUCGGGCACAUCGGGCUCAGCGAUCCUGACGCCGUCCGUAAUUACGCAGAUGAGCAGUCCUCAGCUGAAGUUCAAGAAAAAAGCGCUCAAUCCAACGUCAAAGGACACCGACAAAGAUACGGCCAUGUUGGUCGAGGAAGAUGCUUCCGAGGCUUAGAGCCUCGGCGCAAAACAAACAGUUAGCAAAUCGAAAAAAAACCAACUACACCAACGAAACCGAGUAGAAAAUCAGCUCCGCAUCGUCGUUAAAGCAACCAGCAUCUACCGGCGUAGAUAUAAAAAUGGAUGUAGAAUUGAUUAGAACAGUCUAAAAUAACGCUUUCAUAGAUUACGAUCGGCGGAUUUCGUUUUUGAAACUAUAAGCUAGAAAACAACAUCGGGAUUGGGAGUCUAUAUGACAACGAGGUUGCUAAUCACAGUUGUAAAGGUAUGGAACCGUAUUAAAUCGAAUGUAAAAUAGGCUGAAAUCGUAAAAAUAAACAGCGAUCAAAUAUGGACACUACAUGUGGGUUGGGUUGUUGCAUGGAAGAUGAUCAGCCCGUAGCUAUGGGCGAUGACACUUUAGAAUUAGAUUAAUGUCCACAAGUAAACGUGUGAUAGGACAAUAGAAAUGCUGGCGAUCAGUUAGAUGGUGGGAUGAAAUUGACGAUGGCUUGUAUCGACCUGGGGUCGAUCGACCAGGACAACGGGCACACAUGAACCGAGAUAGAUUAUAAUUGAUUCGUCACAUUCGAGUCAUACGAAGUCAUUCUACAAGGAAAAUAACAGGAUGCAAUCAACAAGUGGCAAUAUACAACAAAGCAAAGCUUGAGCCAAGUUAGAAGUAACGUAAUGCGAAUAAGAUCACUGUAUAAAUAUAAUAUCGAAUCCCUAUAUUAUUUUGUUGCAGGCAAGUUAAUGAUGCAAUGUAGCUUGCUACCUAUAUAAUAACUGGUCUGUUAGGAGAUGACGAACUAAAAGAAGUUUACGUCUUGGCACCAUCGGAGUUGGGUGGCUGGAGCAACACAGGGUGAAAUAGACGAUAUGAAAGGUCGAACGAAGUACUACCGUUAAGAAAGAUACACAUCCGUGCAUAAGCAUACAUAACACAGCCCAGAAGGACGAACGAGUUACAACGGACGGGCAAACCCACCAACGCCGUGCUACCGUUGACGAAAAUUAUAUUAACAAAAAGGUGUUACAUUUAAAUGAACUUGAGAAACGUAACGUGACCUAUACAUUUGCAGAAAAAGAGAUCUAUUGUGAACAGGUUUGAAACGAUUUUUUUUUUACCUCCCCUGUUAGUGUUUGUAUUAGAAUAAUUCGUAUCUAUUACCAUUAUUAAUCGAAGAAAUUCGACAAUACGAGACGGUACGAGAAAAUGUGCAUUCCAAUUAUCGCGCCAUAGGAAAAACAGCGGUGACGGUGCUGGUGGCAGUUGCUGGCCCCGCGGCCGUCGCCGGUAUCGGUAUGGUGUUAUCCAGCAACCGGUGCAGAAUUCGCAUUCCCAUGGGGUAGCCAGAAAUGACUGUGUGCUGCGAUAUAGGUUGGGAUGAACGCUGGAAGGCGUUUCACUAUCUGUGGUUGGUAGACUUGGCGAACGGAAGAGAUAGAAGCGUUCUUUGAAGUCUCUGUGUGUAAAUAGCAAACAAAGAUUAAUAAUUUUAGCUAAAAUAGAAUAGAUGAUAAAGGACGACUAUGAUAAUGUGGGAGAGAGCGUAUACUGGAACGGAGACGAGAGAUAUAUAUGUAUUAGGCGCCAUGUCUUCCUCGAACAAACCACAUACCGUAUCUAUAUAUCGAUGAAAGUAUUGCUAUCAGGUAUGAGUCGAUACCGGACACUGCAGAACUAGAUGAAAAGCGAGCGUUUAUAUUUAACUUUAUUUGGCGAAUUUUUUUUCUGAGGACGGGCGUUGCACUUGGAGUCAUUUAUUACUUCAGUCACACACACACACACACACACACACACACACAUAAAUUACCCAAAGUUAUUAAAAUGCAUAUUUGGGUGGAAAAAUGACGAAAACUACAGAGGAAAUCGAUACGGUUUCUUUGCUAGAACAACAAUUGAUAACACGAAGUUCGGUAGCGUUUAAGCCGGAAGCGACAACGUAGGAUGUUCUAGAUGCUUACUUCGUAUGUAGAGUUCCAACAAGAUAAAAUCUUCUAGUAGGCGAUGAAGCUCUAAAUUAUCGUAAGUAAUGAGUAACUUAGGCUAACGGACGUAUGAAGCUCUAUGAAUGAAGCAAUCGUCUAAAAUAACGAUAUCUAAAACGAAGCAUUUAUUGAAAAUGAUUUUUUAUGUGUGUAUUUAUUGUGUUUAAAAGUGGAUUUUUGUUGUCAUUUAGACAAAAAGGGCAAACGGCAAUAACAAUUUGCAUAGAAAAAAAUCUCAACACUCAACAAUAUGCCACCAACGAAAAUUCAUUCCCGCGCGAUCAUUUGACUGAUUCCUUCAAGACGAAAUAUUACUUUUAUUAUUAUUAUUA
Varroa destructor (honeybee mite) is the source of this 19044-nucleotide messenger RNA. It is a transcript of the gene mgl, whose product is annotated as low-density lipoprotein receptor-related protein megalin. Gene Ontology annotation, molecular function: calcium ion binding; protein binding. Lineage: Eukaryota; Metazoa; Arthropoda; Arachnida; Mesostigmata; Varroidae. Gene Ontology annotation, cellular component: plasma membrane; signaling receptor complex. The record is from RefSeq and is a predicted model, not a curated record.